Pongo pygmaeus (Bornean orangutan) is the source of this 10003-nucleotide messenger RNA. RefSeq names its product dynamin 3 (gene DNM3). Gene Ontology annotation, cellular component: cytoplasm; synapse; microtubule. The record is from RefSeq and is a predicted model, not a curated record. The coding region runs from base 2855 to 5134 and encodes 759 amino acids. NCBI's taxonomy places the organism in Eukaryota, Metazoa, Chordata, Mammalia, Primates, Hominidae. Gene Ontology annotation, molecular function: microtubule binding; GTPase activity; GTP binding. The transcript has 20 exons. Gene Ontology annotation, biological process: synaptic vesicle budding from presynaptic endocytic zone membrane; receptor internalization.
UUCAAGCGGGAUUAGGGGCGGUGUGGGAACCUAGAGUGGGAGAGAUUAAGCUGAAGGGAGAUCUUAUGGUAAGGGGUGAUACUGUGGGGUUGUUAGAAGAAACAUUUGUCGUAUAGAAUGAUUGGUGAUGGCCUGGAUACAGUUUUGUAUGAAUUGAAAAACUAAAUGGAAUAAGAGAAGGAUAAAAACAGGUAUAAAAGGACUAAGAAUUGGGAGGACCUAGGACAUCUAAUUAGAGAGUGCCUAAGGAGGUUCAGCAUAGUCCUGCCAGCAAAGAUUAUUUAUUUACUUCAAGAGUUAAGAGUGGCAGUUUGGGGAUAGCAUGAGGAGAUAUCAGCUGUGAUGGCUUGGAGAAACAGUGUAAGCCGGCAGUGUAAACAAGAGAAGGGCAUGUAUGAGUAGUUGAGAACGGUGAAUAGGAGUAUGACUAGACAGAAGAUAUUAGGGAUGACAAGUUAUUUGGGAGCACAGUCUAAGUUGGUCUGGUGUCUGGAAUGAGACUGGGGCCUAAUAAAAAGGAGCGUCUAUAUAGGAGCUUAAAUGGGCUGUACCUUGUAGCAUUCUGAGGACAAGUUUGACUUCUGAGAAGGGAAAGUGGUAAAAGUAUUGUCCAGUCCUUUUUAAGUUGGUGGCUGAGCUUGGUGAGGUGUGUUUUUAAUAGACCAUUAGUCUGUCACUGAAUACUAAGAGCCUGAAAAAAUGCUUGGCUGAUUUGACUAAUAAAGGCUGGCCUGUUAUCAGACUGUAUAGAGGUGGGAAGGCUAAACUGAGGAAUUAUGUCUGACAGAAGUGAAGAAAUGACUGCGGUGGCCUUCUCAGACCCUGUAGGAAAGGUCUCUACCUAUCUAGUGAAAGUGUCUACUUAGACUAAGAGGUAUUUUAGUUUUUGUGACUCGGGGCAUGUUGAGUAAAGCUAAUUUGCCAGUCCUGGGCGGGGGCAAAUCCUCGAGCUUGAUGUGUAGGGAAGGGAGGGGGCCUGAAUAAUCCUUGAGGAGUAGUAGAAUAGCAGAUAGAAUAGCAGAUGGAACACUGAGAAGUUAUUUCCUUGAGGAUAGAUUUCUACGAUGGAAAGGAAAUGAAAGGUUCUAAGAGGCGGGCUAGUGGCUUGUACUAUAGCAUAGCCUGCCUUUGCUGGUGUGUGGUGAUUAGGCCUGGUGGAACUGCCAUCAAUAAAUCAAGCAUGAUCAGGGUGAUAAACAGGGAAGAAGGAAAUGUAGGGAAAUGGGAUGAACAUCAGGUGGAUCAGAGAGAUGCAGUCAUGAGGGUCAGGUGUGGUAUCUGGAAUAAUGUGGGAGGCUGGAUUGAAGUCUGGGCCAGGAACAAUGGUAAUUGUGGGACUUAACAAAGAGUGAGUACAGCUGAAGGAGCCAGGGAGCAGAAAGUAUAUGCACCAGGUAUGAGGAAGAAAAUAGAUUUUGGAAGUUAUGAGAAAUGUAGAGAGAGAGUUGAGCAUAGCUUGUGAUUUUGAGGGCCUCUAAAAGUAUUAAAGCAGUGGCAGCUGCUGCAUGCAGACAUGAGGGCUAGGCUAAAACAGUAAGGUCAAGUUGUUUGGACAGAAAGGCUACAUACAGGGUGCAGUCCUGGCUCUUGUGUAAGAAUUCUGACCUCACUAACCAUGCCUAGGAAGGAAAGGAGUUGUUUUAUAAAGGAUUGAGGUUUGGGAGAUUAAUCGGACACGAUCAGCAGGGAAAGCACGUGUGUUUUUAUGAUAAUUAUGCCGAGAUAGGUAACAGAUGAGGAUGAAAUUUGGGCUUGACUGAAGUAAUGGGGUCUGUCUGUGAAGCCUUGCAGCAGUACAGCCCAGGUAAUUUGCUGAGCCUGAUGGGUGUCAGGGUCAGUCCAAGUGAAAGCAAAGAGAGGCUGGGAUGAAGGGUGCAAAGGAAUAAUAAAGAAAGCAUGUUUGAGAUCCAGAACAGAAUAAUGGAUUGUGGAGGGAGGUAUUGAGGAUAGGAGAGUAUAUGGGUUUGGCACCAUGGGGUGGAUAGGCAAAACAAUUUGGUUGAUAAGGCAUAGAUCCUGAACUAACUUGUAAGGCUUGUCUGGUUUUAGGACAGGUAAAAUGGGGGAAUUGUAAGGAGAGUUUAUAGGCUUUAAAAGGCCAUGCUGUAGCAGGCAAGUGAUAACAGGCUUUAAUCCUUUCAAAGCAUGCUGUGGGAUGGGAUAUUGGCAUUGAGUGGGGUAAGGGUGAUUAGGUUUUAAUGAGAUGGUAAGGGGUGCAUGAUUGGUCACCAAGGAGGGAGUAGAGGUAUCUUAUACUUGUGGGUUAAGGUGGGGGGAUAUAAGAGGAGGACGCAAAGGAGGCUUUGGAUUGGGAAGAAGGGCAGCAAUGAGAUGCGGCUGUAGUCCAGGAAUAGUCAGGGAAGGAGAUAAUUUGGUUAAAAUAUCUCGGCCUAAUAAGGGAACUGGGCAGGUGGGGAUAACUAAAAAAGAGUGCAUAAAAUAGUAUUGUCUAAGUUGGCACCAGAGUUGGGGAGUUUUAAGAGGUUUAGAAGCCUGGCUGUCAAUACCCACAACAGUUAUGGAGGCAAGGGAAACAGACCCUUGAAAAGAAGCUAAUGUGGAGUGGGUAGCCUCCAUAUUGAUUAAGAAGGGGACAGACUUACCCUCCACUGUGAGAGUUACCUAAAGCUUGGCGUCUGUGAUGGUCUACGGGGCUUCCGAGGCGAUCAGGCAGCGUCAGUCUUCAGCCGGUAAGCCAAGAAGGAGUCAGUCAGAGAGCCUUGGGCCAGAGUUCCAGGGGCUCUGGUAGUGGCUGCCAGAAUAUGCUGAGUUUCUACAUUGCAAAGGAAAGAAAUUUACAGAUUUUGAUGAAGUUCGCCAUGAGAUUGAAGCAGAAACAGAUCGCGUGACUGGAAUGAAUAAAGGCAUUUCCUCCAUACCCAUUAAUUUACGAGUCUAUUCCCCACAUGUGUUAAAUCUAACCCUUAUUGAUUUACCUGGAAUAACUAAAGUGCCCGUGGGAGAUCAGCCACCAGAUAUUGAGUAUCAGAUCAGAGAAAUGAUUAUGCAGUUCAUCACGAGGGAGAACUGUCUGAUUUUAGCUGUUACUCCAGCCAACACUGAUCUUGCAAACUCAGAUGCACUGAAGCUAGCUAAAGAAGUUGAUCCUCAAGGUCUGAGAACCAUUGGAGUUAUCACCAAACUGGACCUUAUGGAUGAAGGAACGGAUGCCAGGGAUGUUCUAGAGAACAAACUGUUGCCUCUUCGCAGGGGUUACGUGGGGGUGGUAAACAGAAGCCAGAAGGACAUAGAUGGGAAGAAGGACAUAAAGGCAGCCAUGCUGGCAGAGAGGAAGUUUUUCCUUUCCCACCCGGCUUACAGACAUAUCGCUGACCGAAUGGGAACCCCACACCUGCAGAAGGUCCUUAAUCAGCAACUUACCAACCACAUUCGGGAUACCCUACCAAACUUCAGGAACAAACUACAGGGACAGUUGCUCUCCAUAGAACACGAAGUAGAAGCCUACAAAAAUUUCAAACCGGAAGACCCAACCAGGAAGACCAAAGCAUUGCUGCAGAUGGUUCAGCAAUUUGCUGUGGACUUUGAGAAGAGAAUUGAAGGGUCAGGGGAUCAAGUAGAUACCCUGGAACUCUCAGGUGGUGCUAAAAUCAAUCGUAUUUUUCAUGAACGCUUUCCUUUUGAGAUAGUAAAGAUGGAGUUCAAUGAGAAAGAACUGCGAAGAGAAAUAAGCUAUGCAAUCAAAAACAUACAUGGUAUCAGGACAGGGUUGUUUACUCCAGACAUGGCAUUUGAAGCGAUAGUCAAGAAACAGAUUGUAAAAUUGAAAGGGCCUUCCUUGAAGAGUGUGGAUCUGGUAAUACAAGAAUUGAUCAACACUGUGAAGAAGUGUACCAAAAAACUGGCAAACUUCCCCAGACUCUGCGAGGAAACGGAAAGGAUUGUUGCUAACCACAUUCGUGAGCGAGAAGGGAAGACAAAGGACCAGGUAUUGCUAUUGAUUGACAUUCAAGUCUCUUACAUCAACACCAACCAUGAAGACUUCAUUGGCUUCGCAAAUGCUCAGCAGAGGAGCAGUCAGGUUCAUAAGAAAACCACAAUUGGAAAUCAGGGAACCAAUCUUCCGCCUUCAAGGCAAAUUGUGAUUCGCAAGGGGUGGCUCACCAUCAGCAACAUUGGCAUCAUGAAAGGCGGCUCAAAGGGAUACUGGUUCGUCCUUACUGCGGAAAGCUUGUCCUGGUAUAAAGAUGAUGAGGAAAAAGAAAAAAAGUACAUGCUUCCCUUGGACAACCUGAAAGUUCGGGAUGUGGAAAAGAGCUUUAUGUCUAGCAAGCACAUCUUUGCACUCUUUAACACAGAGCAAAGGAAUGUAUACAAAGACUAUCGCUUCCUUGAGCUGGCAUGUGAUUCCCAGGAGGAUGUCGACAGCUGGAAGGCAUCUCUACUAAGAGCUGGGGUCUAUCCUGACAAAUCUGUAGCUGAAAAUGAUGAGAAUGGCCAAGCAGAAAACUUUUCCAUGGACCCACAAUUGGAGAGGCAAGUGGAGACCAUUCGCAACCUCGUAGACUCCUACAUGUCCAUUAUCAACAAAUGUAUCCGAGAUCUAAUUCCAAAAACAAUAAUGCACCUUAUGAUCAAUAACGUUAAAGAUUUCAUAAAUUCAGAGCUCCUAGCACAGUUGUAUUCUUCAGAGGACCAAAAUACCCUGAUGGAGGAAUCUGCUGAGCAGGCUCAGCGCCGGGAUGAGAUGCUUCGAAUGUACCAAGCCCUGAAAGAAGCCCUUGGGAUAAUUGGGGACAUCAGCACGGCCACCGUGUCCACUCCGGCACCCCCUCCAGUGGAUGAUUCCUGGAUACAGCACUCUCGCAGGUCACCUCCUCCAAGCCCCACAACCCAAAGGAGGCCAACCCUAAGUGCUCCCCUCUCAAGGCCCACAUCCGGCCGAGGACCAGCUCCUGCCAUUCCCUCUCCUGGCCCCCACUCUGGGGCUCCCCCAGUCCCAUUCCGUCCAGGCCCAUUACCUCCUUUCCCCAGCAGCAGUGACUCCUUCGGAGCCCCUCCACAAGUUCCAUCUAGGCCCACGAGGGCCCCGCCCAGUGUCCCAAGCCGGAGACCACCCCCAUCACCAACUCGUCCCACUAUAAUCCGCCCACUAGAAUCCUCUCUGUUAGACUAAACGAAGUGUCUGGCAUGGCAAUUAAUCACUAAUGAAUUAUGCGAAAGCAACAUAUUUGAUAAGCGUUGCAGUAAAUCAUGAGUAGUCGCAUGUGUGGACAUCAGUAGGCAAGUAACCAGUUUUACUAAUGCAUUCAUCACUCAUCUUCAUUGCUCAUGGUAUGUCAAACCUUUGGGGUUUGACUCGAAAACUGCUAACCUUUAGAGGCUUUAUAUGUUGUACUGACCAAGGUAGGUUUGUAUAGCAGCCCUAUACUUUGGGGAUCAUUUGCCUACCAUGGCAUAUAUUUGAAAUUGCUUUGGACAAGUUUUCUAGGCUAUCUACCAGGUAGCUCAUUAAAUAUAAUUCUUCAGAUAUGAGAUAGUGGGCUUAGACCUAAGCCAUACAUAUUUAUUUUCCCACAUUCUGUUUAGGAUGACAGUAAUUCUGUUGUCUACCAUUAAUGCUACUACCUACUCCAUAAUUGCCUAUUUAGCUCCUCUUUUCUUCCUUUUUAUUUCAUAAGACUGCUAGGAAGUGAUUUUUUAAAAUUAGGACUCCUUAAGAAUAAACUUUUCCAGAAGCACGAGGUAGUUUGCAAAGGAAAAGUCUGCACUGUUUGCUCUAAAGAGCUUCUCCUCAUUCCAAUGUGUUUUGCUUCAUGCUAGAAGCAUAUGCAACAGUGAAUAAAAGCUUCUUUUUCUGUUAAUCAGUCAAUAAAUUUGGCUAAUUAGUUUCAGAGUUCAAGGAAGAAGCAAAAUAUCACAUCUCUAGAAGUGUUGGGAAAAAUAUAAUUUCUGUCUUUACUUAUAUUCACCUCAUGGUAGGUUAUAUUGAAGGCUGACAUGGAGAAUGUUUACUUUUCUAUUUGCUCUAAUUUUUGGCAUAGCUAACUACACUUUGAUACUAACUCCAGUUUUACUAUUAUUAUUUUGGUUGGAGAAAAAAAAUUCACUCUUUACAUGCUAAUUUGUAAUCUUGUUACGUAAGAAUUUAUCCUACCUUUGAAACAGGUUCAGUGUAACUUUAUAUCCAUUCUAGGCUUUCUUAAUAAAUCUUGAGGCUAUGAGAUAAUCACAUUUAAAGAAUGGUUCCUAAAAUAAAGUCAGUAGAAAUGACAUGGGAUAAGAGCAGAGCUCACACUUUUACAGUUGUAGUAUUUCAAAGUCCCUAUCCAGGUCACUCCAGAAAAGGGUAUUGAAACAUUGAAAUCUAAAGCAAAUUUGCAAUUUCUUAAGAUUUCUAAAAUUUACCAGAACAGUUUAGCCUGGGGGUUAAUAGUUCAGUCUUGAGGCUAAGUUUUGGACUACCUAGGACCAGAUGAUUCACAUGUAGGAAACAGCCAGAAGCCAACUGGAAUUUUGUGUGCUAACUGUUCCCAGACAGCAGAGCAAGUAUUCACUGAGUAGGGGUGUCCCAUGACACUAUUUCAUAUUCUACAGAAGUAAAUCAGGUUUCACCAACUGAAAUGUCUCCCUUUGAAAGUAGCAAACAUGAUUUGUAUGUUAACUUAACUUUAAUUUCCUGUGUAGUUUAUACCCAGAGCAGAUACUCAUAAAGUAUAAAGUAAAAACUUUUAACCAUUAUUAAAAAGAGAACUUGCCAUGUUGAGUGCCAUUGUAUUGAACUUAUUCUAAAGGCUUACAGCUAACCCAUUUAUAGUUGGUAAAAAUCAGAAAAUACAAGAUUUACAUAAAGAUCAUUUCGACUUUUAAGGUUACCAGUGAUUGUAUAAAAACAUCACAAUCCUAAAUCCUCUCGUAUCUCACCCCAAACCCCAAACUGGGGGAAAAAAAGUUAACUCUUUGUGAAUGGAACCAAUGUGCAAGAUACAUACUGCAUUUUUAAAAUAGUGUCUCAGCUAAAUGGAAAACUGUUAAGCAAACAUCCAUAGUAAAACAAAUAAUCUUCAGUGAGAUCUUUUUAUAAAACUUCUUGUUUUUAGGAUUCCCUUUGCUUCUUCCUUUGAAUUCUCUAAAAUAGGCAGCUAACGGAUUAUAUACUUCAGGGUUUGGCUUUGUGCUAAAUGUGGUUUUGUGUUUUGCUGUAUUUCAAAAUUUUCCUUCUGUUAAAGGAAAAUAUUGUGAAUAACCACUGGUGUGUUUUUAGAUCAGCACAAACCAUGUCAAAAAAAAUUGGAGAUUUUUUUUCCAAUUUUCCUUCCACUGAUCUUAGGCAGUAAUAAACAAUGGCAUUUGUCAUCUUUGGCACUUGCUUUUAGAUUAUAGUCCCACAGUUGUACUGCCCCAAUUGUCUACCUUUGUGGGUACAUUUUUGUUCUUUACUCCUAAGUUAUUUCUAAUAGAACCCAGCCUACCCUAGAAUUUCAGCAGUGACAUUGGAGAAUAUUUUUAAUUUGCUGCAGUACUAUGUCAUAUUAUUAGUAUGAAUCUCAUUUCCCAAAGGGUUUGUAUUCUGCUAAAAGGAGAUGCCAAUGUUGAAUGAAGUCUGAAACUCUAGGAUGUACAUAGUUUGACGUGCAGCAUGCACACCAGGCCUUAAGAUGGGAAUGUAGCUUAAUGAGUUUUCUGUUUCCCAUACCAUUUCUAAUCUUUUGUGUAAUUUCCUCUUAACUGAUUGCUCUGAUAUUGUAAACACAAUAGAUGUAGCUCUAUCAUGUCUAGCAUAAUUUUAAAAAUCAGUGUUUUUAGGAUUUGGGAAAAUAAACUGUAAAUGUUUAUUUGAUAGGUAAAUAUAGUUUUAUUGUCACAUGCUAAAUCUUGCAUGCAUAUUGACUAAUUGGAAUAACCAUUUACUCAAUUAUGGACAGAUUAUUGAAAUAGUAUUGAUUUAGAACAAGUAUAUUGCAUUUCUAAAAAACAUCUACCAAGGUUACUCGUCUGAAUAUUGCUUUUAGCCGUGUUUUAUAACAUAGACGAGCAGUAGGGCCUGUUUGUUAGCAAAUUUCCUAUUUGUUCCAAUACAAACUCACUUUAUUCUAAAGUAUAUUAAUGAAACCAGUUCCUGUGAUGUAACUAUAAGCCUUCUCAACUUAGAAUUAAAAAGUGGUCACAUAGAUUAAUUUUGUGACUUUUUAGUAUAGACAGUAGCCAUAAUUCUCAAAUAUGAAAUGGGACCUAAUACCAGUAUGUGAUAAAUGUUGAUGUUUUCUGUGUACAAACACAUUUUCUAUGCAUGUGUCUCUGUGUAUAUGGUAUAUACCUAGUAAGUAUGUUUCUGUUAGUAUGUGUAUUUUAUGUCCAUUUGAGUAGGUAGGUUUAAAAAAUACUCGUUAAAAUGCCACAAGCAUGAGUGUGAUUGUAUGUGCAUUGUGUGUAUAUAUAUAAAUAUAUGUAUAUGUAUGGUUGUAAAUACCUAUGUAUACAUGUACUUAGUAUGUGUGGUAUCAGGAUAUUUUUUAAACUGUGAUAAUACAACAGAUAGCUUUGGAUGAUCUGCCAUAACACGUGGUAACAAUAGUUCAUUUCUCAUAACAUAUAUGAGGUAUACAAAAUUUUCUAACUCCAGAUUGUAGUCAUUUUGAGAGGUACAAAGCUCAUAAUUACCAUGACAACAUGGUAAUGUCCAUAGACAUUUGUAUCUGAAUCCACAGCACUUCUAAGAAGGAAUUGCCUUUGACAAUAUUUUUGGGUAAGAAGUAAAACUUCUGGAGACCUAUCUUUAAGAUCUCUAAUUGGAAUUAUAAAUUAUUUUUGGAUUGCUGAGCUGAAUCUUAAAAAGCUAAGUUGAUAUACACAGUCAUUUUUCCUCUAUGGUAGAAGUAAAAAAAAAGGGACAUAGCAACAUUAAAGUAGUGGAUUUUUCUGAGUAAAUUUGCUGAAAAUAUAAGGGAGAAGCUAUCUAAUACCUUGGAGGUAGGUCAUCCACUUUUUCAGGUAAACAUUUUUGAUUUGGCAAAUGGCAUAAUUAUUUGAAAGUGACAAGAAUCUCCUCAGAAUGAAGAAUAAAGCCUAAUAGGUCUCUAACUGUUGAACUCAUGAAAGAAGAUAGUGUAUGAGACUUAAGCCAUGAGUUUUGUAUCAUUUCAAUUAGAAGACUACUAGCUGUAAGCUCAGAGUUUAAUGUAAAUGAAUCUAGAUGAUUUUGGAGAAAUGAUUAUUAGUUCACCAGAUCACUCAUUAUACAUUCUAAAAAGCUCAAAUGAGUCUUCUAGAUAUUCUUACUCAUCCUGUCUAAUUGGUAUGUUUAAAAUUAUGUGGUGCUGUGUAGGUGAAACCUUAAGAAUAUUUUUGAAGCGUAUGUAAUAUAUGCACUGCUAUUUGUGUGUGUGUGUGUCUUUGUAUAUAUGUAAGAGUGUGUGUAUGUGUGAGAGCAAGAGAAAGGAAACUCAAAGAGGAGUGUUUGUCUUAAGACCUGUUUCAUACUGGUAUAUUGGUGAGACUUCUCACCUCUGGUUGGAGGUUUCACACAUGGCUCAACUUAAGUCAUUAAUCUCUUUUUAAUUUUUACUCUUGAAUUCCUUAAACUUCGCUCAUUAUGAAAUGUUUUAAAAUUAUGACAAAAAUUACUCUGUCUAACCUCUUGCCUUGUCUGCUACCAGUUUGUUAAAAAUUAUUCCCCCCAACCAGUAAUUCCACCACUACUACUUGAUUUGUGUUAUAUUUCCUAUGUACAGCCUUUGUUUUGCUUGCUUGUCUAUUUUUACUUUCCCUUUUUUGGGUCAAAUUUUUCUUUUGCUUUGUUUGAAGAAGGAAUAUACAGAAGUAAAAUCUUGUCUUCUCUGCUGAUUCUUUAAUUAAUAUGAGCUGGAUACUUUCCACUGUCUUCUUGGCACUUUCAGGAUUUCUUAAUGCUGAUAUAUGGACUCUUAGAAUGGAAUUUUUGAAGAAAAAUCUCAAGGCCUGUAUCAUUCUUGAAGGUCAUAUGUACCUAUUGUGAAAAUGUGAAGCUGUAUUUCUGAAGCUGAAAUAAACUAUAACAUUUGAAGGA